Molecule: messenger RNA, 925 nt
Organism: Tympanuchus pallidicinctus (lesser prairie-chicken)
Lineage: Eukaryota; Metazoa; Chordata; Aves; Galliformes; Phasianidae
Gene: BATF3
Product: basic leucine zipper ATF-like transcription factor 3
Exons: 3
Coding region: 133-459 (108 amino acids)
Biological process (GO): regulation of transcription by RNA polymerase II
Cellular component (GO): nucleus
Molecular function (GO): RNA polymerase II cis-regulatory region sequence-specific DNA binding; DNA-binding transcription factor activity, RNA polymerase II-specific
Source: RefSeq, a predicted model, not a curated record
UAUUUAAAGGAACCGGGCGAGUAGCGAAAGUGAAAAUCGCUGUAUCCCAGCCCCGGUGCCUCGUCCUCACUCCAGUGAACCCCUCCUUGCGCUCCUGCCCAUUCUCUGAGGUCGUGCCGCUUUGGAAAGCCGAUGUCGCACGUGUUCCGCGGCCAGGAGUGCGCGGGGAGCCACGAAGAAGAUGAUAAGAAAGUAAGGAGGAGAGAGAAGAACCGAGUUGCAGCACAGAGAAGUCGGAAGAAACAAACGCAAAAGGCAGACAAACUUCACGAGGAAUAUGAAUCUCUUGAGCAAGAAAAUACCUCCCUGAAAAAAGAAAUCGGAAAGCUAACAGAUGAAAUGAAACACUUGAGUGAAGUUUUGAAGGAUCACGAAAAGAUCUGUCCACUAUUGCACUGCACCAUGAACUUUGUGACCGUGCCAAGGCCUGAUGCACUCAGCAGCUGCCUGCCCAGAUGAGACAUCUCCUCAACCUGUGUGAUGUGUGAAAGUGCCAGUAAAAUGGGAGAUGUGAAGAACUGCCUGCGUAAGGUGCAGAUCUACCCUUGAAGAGGGCUGGACUUGCCCACACAGCUGUUCUCCACGUGUUUCGGUUUUCUGAAUCUUGGGAAAGCAUCAGUAUAGGAAAAAAGACAGCUUGAACUACGACUGCUUUCUGUGGUAGAAUCUCCGAGCCAUGGUUUUGCGUUCAGAAAUAUCAUGGUGCAGUGCAGCCCACCAUCACUCAAUGGAAUGUAGACCGGGAUAAGUACCAGCCUCGGGCCGAGAUGCCUUUCUCCCACACGCUCACCACUAGCAACCCUUUGUCAGUUGUCAUCCUUUUGUAUCAGAUUCUGGCUGCUGUUUUGGUUGGGGUUUUUUUUGUGUUGUUUUUUCCUCUAAACAGAUUUGGCUAAUAAAAAAAUGAUGGCAUGUUCUGUCUUUA